Molecule: messenger RNA, 3162 nt
Organism: Pseudocercospora fijiensis CIRAD86
Lineage: Eukaryota; Fungi; Ascomycota; Dothideomycetes; Mycosphaerellales; Mycosphaerellaceae
Exons: 3
Coding region: 1-3162 (1053 amino acids)
Biological process (GO): isoleucyl-tRNA aminoacylation
Cellular component (GO): cytosol
Molecular function (GO): aminoacyl-tRNA deacylase activity; ATP binding; isoleucine-tRNA ligase activity
Source: RefSeq, a predicted model, not a curated record
AUGCCGGCGUUCGCUGCCACACACAUCAUCAGAGCCGCAUCGCAUACCGAUCGAAAUUUGCUUGACAAGAUACGAGAGCUUGCGCGGACGAAAAAGAGCUGGUCUGACACUCUCGCGCUUCCCAAAUCACAAUUCCCAGCUCGGCCAAGUCCUGAGCAGAUCGAACAAUAUCGUAAGCGAUGCGCCGAUGACCUCUAUGCCUGGCAGCGGCAGCACCGUCCCGCUACCAUUGUCGACAGAGAUGGCAAUGAGAAGUGCAAUGAGUUCGUGCUUCACGACGGUCCGCCAUAUGCCAAUGGCGCGGUGCAUGUCGGACAUGCGCUAAACAAAAUCCUAAAAGACCUCAUGUUGCGCUCUGAACUAUCGAGAGGCAGGAGGGUACAAUACACGCCAGGAUGGGACUGCCACGGCCUUCCUAUCGAGCUCAAGGCCUUGCAGCAGCCAAAGGCCCCAAGGCAAGAAGCAAAGGUAGCGACAGCUUUGAGCCAGCAAAUGAGUGCUGCUGAUAUUCGAGCUGCUGCAAGAAAGUUGGCUACGGAAACAAUUGAGCUGCAAAAGAAGAGCUUUCGGGAAUGGGGUGUGAUGGGUGAAUGGGAUAGGCCAUACAGAACUAUGGACAAAACAUUUGAGCUCAGGCAGUUGGACGUGUUCGGAGAUAUGGUCAGAAAAGGCCUCAUUUCACGACAUCAUCGGCCGGUAUACUGGUCACCUUCCUCGCGGACGGCCCUUGCGGAAGCUGAGCUAGAGUACGAUGACAGUCACACAUGUACUGCUGCUUUUGUGAAGAUGCCAUUUGUAAAGCUUCCGAAUGUGCUCAAGGCGAACCCGAGCAUCAGACCGGACACGAUCAGCGCCCUCAUCUGGACAACAACGCCAUGGACAUUGCCUGCAAACAAAGCCAUUGCGGUUGGCAGUGACAUCGAGUACUCUGUCAUAUCAAUUGCUGACGAAUCGAAUCUCGCCGCCGGCCAAGACCAACUCUUAGUAGCCAAAGAGCGAAUUGAGCAUGUCUUGUCUCAUCUCCCCGAAGGCACGCGAUUGGAGGUUGUUAUUGAUGCCAUCUCUGGACAUGAACUGGGUGGCUGCUGCUACAACAUUUUCCAAGACUCCGAGUCUCCGCUUUUUGAGGCGCCAUUCGUGACAGCAACAUCUGGUACCGGAGUUGUCCACAUUGCUCCAGGUCAUGGAAUUGAUGACUGGCAGGUCUGUCAAGCGCAAGGCGUUGGGCCAGCUUUUGCGCCUGUAGAUGACGAAGGCAGAUACACCGUGGAUGCAUUUCCUCGAACGGUGGAUAGUGCUCCACCUUUCCAUGGCCUCGAUGCACAGACUCAAGGCGUGACAGCCGUGCUAGAUGUGCUGCGUCGCAGCCCACUUUUAUUAAUUGCGCACAAAUUCACACACAAGAAUCCCAUCGACUGGCGAACGAAACAGCCAGUCAUCACCCGUGCCACGGCACAGUGGUUUGCUGAUAUCUCCGCCGUCAAGGAUAGAGCGUUGGCAGCCCUCGAAUCUGUACAUUUCAUUCCUGAAAGUGGCAAGAGCAGGCUGGAGAGCUUCAUAGCAGGCAGAAGCCAGUGGUGUAUAUCGCGACAACGCGCAUGGGGAGUGCCUAUACCGGCAUUAUACCAUGUCGACACUGGAGAAGCGUGCAUUUCCGACGAGAGCAUUCACCACAUCAUCUCCGUCAUAGAAGAGCGAGGCGUAGAUGCAUGGUUUUCUGACGCGAAGGCAGAGCCUGCUUGGUUACAUCCCACUCUUGAGCCUGGAAAAUGGAUCCGUGGUAGUGAUACGAUGGACGUGUGGUUCGAUUCUGGAACCAGCUGGACCUCACUGGAGAGAAGAACUGAUGGACUUCCCCGAAGCAACGUGUAUUCUGAAGGCACCGAUCAGCAUCGAGGCUGGUUUCAAAGCAGUUUAUUGACUGCCAUUGCAGCCCAGAGCGCGGAUGAAAAGCCCGUUGCGCCAUUCAAGACCUUGACGACGCACGGUUUUACACUAGACGGGUACGGGAGAAAGAUGAGCAAGAGUAUUGGCAAUGUUGUCUCGCCAGAUGAAAUCAUCUCAGGCGUGCUGGUUCAGUCGACCAAGGGCAGGACGAAAGCUGGGAAGCACAAGCAGGCGCCUCCCACCAAAGCCCAGAAAGGUAUCCUAGGUCCAGACGUGCUUCGUCUCUGGGUGGCUUCGUCCGAUUACACCAAGGAUGUUGCCAUCUCCCAGCCUGUUCUCCAGAGCGUGCAACAAUCUUUGCAAAAGUAUCGUGUGACCUUCAGAUUCCUUGUUGGAGUUUUGCACAAUUAUCCAGAUGCAAAGCCCAGGCAUGAUCUCCUGUCGGAGUUGGACUUCGCGGAUCGUGUCAUCUUGCAGCAGCUAAGUGUUUGCAGCCGCACAGUGUUCAGCGCCUAUUCUGAUUACAAAUUCUACGCUUGUAUCACGGAAAUCAAUCGCUUCAUCAACAGCGACUUGAGCGCAUUUUAUUUCGAGAUCAUCAAAGACCGGCUGUAUACUGGAUCCACGGCUAUUAGAAGACAUACGCAGACGAUCUUGAUGGUCAUCCUACAAGAAUUGUGCAGAAUGCUUGGCCCAGUCACACCUCAUCUCAUUGAGGAAGUUUGGGAAUGGAUGCCGGCAAGCAUGAAGUCGACUGCUGAGAGCGCUAAUGAUUCCAUACAUCCUCUCAAACAAAAAUGGAAGUCGCCAUUCGAUGCCGAAAGCCUUGGUGUCCGAACUGAUGCGGGCUUGACUUCAUCUCUCGCACUAUUCAGGGCAAUUUCUGCUGCUGUCAAGGUCGCCCAAGAAGAAGCUCGUACGGCGGGACUGCUUGGAAGCGGUCUCGCAUGCCGAGUUGAGAUAGCUCUCCCUACACAUUUCGAUCCUGCAGAGUCGUCAUUCAGCUGGCUACGCAAGGACGAGCUCGCGAACUUGCUGGUAGUCAGCGAAGCAGAAGCUUUGCAGCUAAGCAACGCCCCUCACAACAAAGAGCGAAAUGAAGAGUGGCGGUAUGAACAACCGGUAGAGCUGCAUAUUGGCGGUAAUGUCGUCCACGGGAAAGUAGCCGUCCUACCGCCGAGGGCGAAGAAGUGUCCAAGAUGCUGGAAAUAUACGGCUGAAGAAGAGGAAGUCCCUUGUGCGCCUUGUAGAGAGGUCCUGGUAGACAUCACUUGA